AUGGGGGAUCCUCCACCCCAUCCACCGCCAAUUCCACCGGAUUUAUUCAUCCUCAACCCUUCUGCGUCUUCUUCCUCUCCCCCUGUUGCUCCAUCUCGUCCAGAUACGGUGAUGGGGGAAUCGUCUUCUUCUCCCACUCCUCCUAUCAUCUUUGUAUCUCGAGGAUCUUCUUUCACUAAGAAGGGAAUCUUAGGUGCUUCUCCUCCUCUCUCUCCUACAGCUACCACGGUUACUCCGCUCCGAGAUCCAGUGGCGAAGACAAACCAGGAAGAGAAAUUGAAGUCUACAGACAAAUCAAAUUCGUCUUCAUCUCGACCAAAGGUGACAGAUGAUGGUUUCAAUUGGGCUACGGGUUUGAAAUCCACCUGCAAGAUUCAAACUUCCACGGUCCCGGUUUCGUUCUCCUCAGAAGGUAUCCCAAGGGUGAAAGUCCCAAAUGUGGUUUUUGAAAGAGGAGCUGAAAUUCAUUCCGACUACAUUGUCGGCAUAUUCUACGGUUCUCCUCCAUCCUAUGGCAAGAUAUGGGGAGUGCUCAACUUUCUUUGGGGAAAAGACAAGAGAGUUACCAUUCACAACCUUACUGCAAAUGCUUUUCUCUUUCGAAUCCCUUCUGCCUCGUUGAGAAAAAAAGUGUUGCAGCACGAACUUUGGAGAGUAGGCGACUCACCAUUUUUUGUCACACAAUGGAAAGCCUCCUUUAGUCUAAACCCUCCCUCACUACGAAAUGCCCCGAUCUGGGCUACAAUCAGUAACAUCCCUUUUGAUCUGAUAACGGAUGUAGGGCUCGGCAUUAUCGCUCGUCCUUUGGGAGAGGUAGUGGAUUCAAAACCCUUCACCAGUGUAAAUUCAGCGUCUAUCAAGGUUGUAAUGGACCUCACCAAACCAUUAACGCCUUCUAUGGAGCUUGAAAGGGAUGAUGGUGAAAUUAUCACUUUAACCGUGACAUAUCCUUGGCUGCCACCUCUUUGUUCGGUCUGUAAUGAGUUGGGGCACAAGGAGACACUUUGUCCGAAAGUACCCAAACCUCCAAAAUCAAGGAAAGAAGCAUCGAGCUCAGGGCUGUCAGUAGCUGACAAGGCAAACUCUGGUGAAAAGAGUAGAGCCACAUCGAAAGAGACGAAGGUAACGAGUGAGAACUCUCGGUUGGAAAAACCAGUGCAAGUUCAGGCUUCGAAGGGCCGAUCAGCGAAGCCAAAAGUUGACAACCCGAAACCUCAACAAAUCUACGUCCCUGUUUUGAAAGAGUCGAAGUUUGUGGUAAAUGGAGACAAUGGCGUCUUAAAGGAUUCUAUUUUGCAAGCUGAUGAAGGGAAAGCACUUGCAAUCACAGAUUCAAGAGCUGAUGUGUGGAAGAAGCCGGAAAUGGGAAAUAGGUUCAGUUUACCUUCUGCAGAAAACAGUAUAGAGGUGGAUGCAGGUUUCACUUUACCCACUCGGACUUCUCCGGCGAGGAAAAUGCAAGAGCCGGUAGACACUCUAGCUAUUGUCUCAAGAAACGCCUUUGACUCAAUAGCUAAUGAAGAGGAGGAUCAAUCGGAUGUUGAGAUCCAGGACCUGGUUGUUCAUCAAGGAUCCUCGCUCCAGUUCAAUCAAACACCUUUUUAUGUGGGUUCUCCUAGAGGCUCAAAGAAAAAGAGGAAACUGUACUCAAAAAAUUCGCCGAUCUCGGGUGGUGAUUUGCCUCUCACUACGGGAGGUCGCCACAAAAACUAA
Messenger RNA from Microthlaspi erraticum, 1713 nucleotides. Lineage: Eukaryota; Viridiplantae; Streptophyta; Magnoliopsida; Brassicales; Brassicaceae. The record is from the annotation of a GenBank genome assembly.